AUGACGGGUCUAAUUACUCAUGGUUUGUUCUUACAAAAUAAUUUUUUAUUGAAUUUCAACAAAAAUAAUAUUAAAUUAUUAACGAAUAACUUUUCAACAAGUUACAUUUGUGCCAACAUCGAUCGUCAUGAUAAUGCACCUAAGAAAUCAAUUAGUGAAUUUUAUAGUGGGAAGUCAGUGCUAGUUACUGGAGGUACGGGCUUUCUGGGAAAGGUGCUGGUCGAGAAGUUAUUAUACGAUACUGACGUGGAAAAAUUAUAUUUGAUGAUUCGAGAAAAGGAUGGCGAAACUAUCGAUCGAAGAAUGGCUGCUCUGCUGAACAAUUCUAUUUUUGGAAAGUUAAAAGCCUUGAAGCCGUCUGCAGUAAAUAAAAUAGUGCCUAUAUAUGGCGACGUCACGCAAACCGACUUGGCCAUGAAAACACAAGACAUUAAAACGUUAACCUCAGAGGUCUCGGUGGUUUUUCAUAUGGCCGCAAGUAUACAGUUCAAAGAACCUAUGUCUGUUACCUUGAAUUACAACUAUGAGGGGACGAAGAGAGUACUUAAGUUAUUACGGCAAAUGCAAAAGAUUGAAUCCUUCGUUCACGUUUCGUCUGUAUAUGCACAAGCGCUUGAUGGAGGGAAGAUAGUCCAGGAGACCUUGUACCCGCCGCCGGCUAAUCACAACGAACUAGAGACCUUCAUAUCGAAGUACGACAACGACGAAGAGGAAACAAAGAAAUUUUUGCAACGACGUUGUAAUACAUACGCUUAUGGUAAAGCGUUGACAGAGGCCUUUGUGGCUGAAAACCAUGGCACAAUACCGACGUGCAUAGUUAGACCAUCUAUGAUUACUUCGAAAGCAGAGCAGCCUUUACCUGGGUGGUUAGACAACUGGUAUGGACCGACGCGCUUCUUAUACAAUGCAUCUCGUGGAUGGGACCGUUCGUGCUUCAUUCGAAGAGAAUUCUUAGCUGACAUGAUACCAGUGGACUAUGUCGCGAACCUCUGUAUCGUUGCGGGAGCGAGAAACGACAGUUGUGUCGAUAUCGCGGUUUUCAACAGUUGUACCACAGGAGCGAAUCCAUUAACCUGGGCAUAUGCACAUAAGUGCAUGAUAAAAGAUACAGUUAAGAAUAAAUUGAAUGAUCUGCCAUAUCCAUUUGUAUUAUACACACAGUCAAAGCUACUAUACUCAAUUUAUACGAUGCUUCUGCAGUUAAUUCCUGCAAAAAUAGCGGACGGUUGGCUGUGGGUUACUGGAAGGAGAUCAAAGUAUACAAAAACACAGAAGAAAGUAAUACAUUUAAAAGAAACACUGAGUUUUUUUCUGAAGAAUUCAUGGGUAAUUGAAUGCGAAAAUACUAGGAAACUCUUUAGAUCUCUAUCAUUGGAUGAUCAAAAAAAGUUUCCCUGUGACCCCGUUAACAUUAACUGGAGAAAAUACUUAGAAGACUAUCAAAAGGGCAUCGAAAAGUUUUUGUGCCAGGAAAAAGUGGGGCCAAAUAAACCUUAAAAUGUUUGGAUUC
This is a messenger RNA of Bombyx mandarina (wild silkworm), 1510 nucleotides long. Its product is annotated as putative fatty acyl-CoA reductase CG5065. Lineage: Eukaryota; Metazoa; Arthropoda; Insecta; Lepidoptera; Bombycidae. The record is from RefSeq and is a predicted model, not a curated record. Gene Ontology annotation, molecular function: alcohol-forming very long-chain fatty acyl-CoA reductase (NADP+) activity. Gene Ontology annotation, cellular component: peroxisome. Gene Ontology annotation, biological process: long-chain fatty-acyl-CoA metabolic process.